AUGCCGUUUAUCUGGUAUUACCUCUGCGAGAUCUUCUACUGCUUUGUGAUUUACUUCAUCAAACUAUCCAUUCUCUGGCUUUACCUCCGUAUCUUUCCGAAGGGGGUAUUCCACAGAUGCGUCAUUGCCACAAUGGUCUUCGUCACUCUAUCCGUGGUUAUCCUGAUUCCAAUGGUAAUUUGGCAAUGUGUCCCGAUCAGCGCAAUCUGGGAUCUAAAGCGCAAUGCCGCGCAGUGCCUUAGCAUCUCAGGAGUGGCCUACGCUAAUGCGGCUCUCAAUGUUGCCACCGAGAUUGUGAUAUUAAUUCUUCCUAUACCUCUUGUCUACAAGAUCCGUGUCUCAAAAUCCACAAAGUUCGCUCUAUAUGCACUUUUCAGUGCAGGAAUUUUGUGA
Penicillium lagena is the source of this 393-nucleotide messenger RNA. RefSeq lists its product as uncharacterized. NCBI's taxonomy places the organism in Eukaryota, Fungi, Ascomycota, Eurotiomycetes, Eurotiales, Aspergillaceae. The record is from RefSeq and is a predicted model, not a curated record. The coding region runs from base 1 to 393 and encodes 130 amino acids. The transcript has 2 exons.